AUGUCUGGUCCGGCGAGGGCUGGGGAUAUCCCUAUGGAGGGAUUUGUGGAUCGGCUACUAAGAGGAGGCUCUAACAAGCGCUUCCUAGCGGAGUCUCGGCAAACAGUCCGGAAAAUUAAACUCCUCACAGCUCCACACACUCCCGCCCACCAAGGACUGCCCCGACCAAGAAUGUCAUCCGACGAUGAAUACGUGCAAGGGAAUUUGGACGGUGACGAUAGUGCGCCACAGACGUCUGCUUAUGGCACGCGCUCGACGGGUCUGGUGAAGGGAGCUGCUGCGGCGGCGAAGGGCGGCGAUGCGAGUGCCGGGGGGACUCGAGCGAAGGGGAGGGCCAAGUGGGAGGAUAUCCAGAGAAGUUGGGAUACGGUCGUCGAGGGCGCGGAUGGGAGUCUCAAUUCUACGGUCGAGGGGCUGAGAGAUGCUGGGAAGAGGAAGAGAUUGUUGCGCGAUACGACGCCGGUGCAACGAGGUAUCAUUCGGCACUUCAUCCUUAUCAUGGAUCUCUCGUUUGCUAUGGUGGAGAAGGACCUGCGACCGACGAGGUAUCUCCUUACGCUGCGCUUUGCCUCCGAGUUCGUCACCGAGUUCUUCGAGCAGAACCCCAUUUCCCAGCUGGGAGUACUCGGCAUGCGAGAUGGAAUUGCGAUUCGCGUCAGUGAGAUGGGUGGGAACCCGACUGAGCAUAUUGAGAAUAUCAAGAAGCUGCGGGACUUGCAAGGUCAGGGCAAUCCGAGUCUGCAGAAUGCGCUUGAAAUGGCGAGAGCCAUCCUGCACUACGCUCCUGCCCACGGUACCCGCGAAGUCCUGAUCAUUUCCGGAGCUUUGCUUACUAGCGACCCUGGAGAUAUCCAUGAGACUGUCAGAUCUCUUGUUACGGACCGGAUACGGGUUUCUGUUGUUGGGCUGGCGGCACAAGUCAAGAUCUUGUCGGUAAUAUGCUCCAAGACCAAUGCGGGCAACGAAGGCAACUACCAUGUUGCGCUCAACGAGCAGCAUUUCCGCGAGCUGGUCAUGGCUUUAACGACGCCCCCAGUCACGAGGACUAAGACGCAGUCGCAGCCGACUCUGCUGAUGAUGGGUUUCCCAUCUAGAAUCUCAGGCGUGGGAAAGGCUAUGAGUUAUUGCGCCUGCCACAGCAAGCUAGUCCGAGGCGGAUACCUCUGCUCGAGAUGCGACAGUAAAGUCUGCAGCUUGCCGGCUGACUGUCCUGUUUGUGGGUUGACUCUCGUUCUGUCAACGCACCUGGCUCGCUCGUACCACCACCUCUUCCCUCUGAAAAAUUGGGUUGAGGUACCUUGGUCGCAAGCUGGGAAGUCCAAGGCUUGCUUUGCGUGUUUGACUGCGUUCCCCGAGGUCCCCUCACAUUUGGAGAAGAAUGGUGCGGAGCGUGAGGGGACGAGCGAGAGUGGGAGAUACACCUGUGAGGAUUGCGGAUAUCACUUUUGUAUUGACUGCGAUGUGCAUGCUCAUGAAGUCGUCCAUAACUGUCCUGGAUGCCAAAGCGACUCACAGCAACAGCAGAUUGGCAUCGCCCACGAGGUUAAGAACGACGGCGACCCCAUGGAGGAAUAG
Molecule: messenger RNA, 1575 nt
Organism: Drepanopeziza brunnea f. sp. 'multigermtubi' MB_m1
Lineage: Eukaryota; Fungi; Ascomycota; Leotiomycetes; Helotiales; Drepanopezizaceae
Biological process (GO): nucleotide-excision repair; DNA-templated transcription; regulation of transcription by RNA polymerase II
Cellular component (GO): transcription factor TFIIH holo complex; transcription factor TFIIH core complex
Molecular function (GO): zinc ion binding
Source: RefSeq, a predicted model, not a curated record